Passer domesticus (house sparrow) is the source of this 2812-nucleotide messenger RNA. RefSeq names its product neuropeptide Y receptor Y5 (gene NPY5R). Gene Ontology annotation, cellular component: plasma membrane; neuron projection. Gene Ontology annotation, molecular function: neuropeptide binding; peptide YY receptor activity; pancreatic polypeptide receptor activity. Gene Ontology annotation, biological process: G protein-coupled receptor signaling pathway; chemical synaptic transmission. The transcript is spliced from 4 exons. Bases 1078 to 2409 code for a protein of 443 amino acids. The record is from RefSeq and is a predicted model, not a curated record. NCBI's taxonomy places the organism in Eukaryota, Metazoa, Chordata, Aves, Passeriformes, Passeridae.
UUUUUUCUUAUUUUAACAUAGAGAAAGGUCAUCCAAGAUUGUAAAUCGUUCACAGCUAUAAAGAUUAAUUGCCCUGUUGCAAGGAUUAAACUGACUGGAAUGUACAAGGACCAGCCAGUCAGAGAUAACUCAAUAGUAAAUAUUUGAAUCUACCUUGGAUCCUGCCACAAAACUGCAGUCUCUACUGCCUUGAGCAGCCUAGCCUCCUGCUUCAAGCAUUCCACUGAAAGUACAGGAGACCUAGGCAAGCCCACACAGAGCUCACAGGUGGAGCUGAGCACAGUCAGGAAUGUGCGAUGUGCAGACCAGCAUUACAGAACAGGAUCCUCAUUUGCUUGACUGAUAGAUGCAGGAGGUGAAAGUGAUCCAACUUUUGGAGCUGACAGCUAAAAAACCUCCAGCAGGAACUUCCAUUUCCCUGAAAGUUACAGCCACGUGCUGCACCGGGAUUGACCAACCAACAUGAGGGAGGGUGAGUGAAUCUCUGAGAAUAGAAGCAGCUGUUGAAACAAAGCAGGAAGAUAAAUUCCAAUAAGUGCACACAGCCCUGUGAAGAUGAGUUUGGGGACUAGAGAUCAAUGAUAUGGGAGGAAAACUCCUGUUUGCAUCUUUACUACUGCUGGCACUCAGACUGACAGCAACUGGUUUCUUUUUGAGCAGGAGAAAAAGCUCAGAGAGCAAGAGAUCUGCUUGGCAUGUUUUGAAAUUAGGGGGGAAAGUCUGCUUUCUUUUUACAUUUCCAAAAUUAAAAAAAAAAUUCUCUUUGGGCAUUUUGCAAAGGGAACUUGUGUCAGCACAGGAGCUGUCUGUUGAAACCAGUAGAUUACACUGUUAUUCUUUCCCUCUCUGUCUUGCUGUCACUCUGAAACUGUGACUAUAGGAAGAUGGUGCAGAAAAGGUUUCUAUGCUUCACAGACUUUUUUGGUGCCCUGGGUAUCCAGCCAUGGUCUGAACAGAUGCUCCUUCCUUUCAGUGCUCCUUCCUCAUGGAAAUGAGGACACGUGGUAGGGAUGAGUUUGUCUCUCACCUGAGUCCCAGGCCAGCCAAAGCACAGAAGGAAUAGAGCUGGACUGUAAAAUGGAUUUAGAAUUCAAAGACCGUAACAACAGCACACAUACCAAGAACACCUCUUCUGCAACAAAGAAUUUUUCUGCCUGGGAAGACUAUAAGAGUAGUGUUGAUGACAUGCAGUACUUUCUUAUUGGGCUGUACACACUAAUAAGUCUGGCUGGCUUUGUGGGAAAUCUCCUUAUACUAAUGGCCCUACUAAAGUGCAAGCAGAAGACAGUAAUAAACAUUCUCAUUGGAAACUUGGCCUUUUCUGACAUCUUGGUUGUGCUGUUUUGUUCACCUUUCACGCUGACAUCCGUCCUGCUUGACCAAUGGAUGUUUGGCACUGUCAUGUGCCAUGUAAUGCCCUUCCUCCAGUGUGCCUCAGUCCUAGUUUCAACUUUGAUGCUAAUAUCUAUUGCUGCAGUCAGGUACCGCAUGAUAAAGUAUCCCCUCUCCAACAAUCUCACAGCAAAACAAGGCUAUUUCUUAAUAGUGAUCAUUUGGGCCUUUGGCUUCACAAUUUGCUCCCCUCUGCCAGUUUUCCAUAAAACCGUGGACCUCAGCAAAACUCUGAAUUUAGAGGGACUGGAGAACAGGCUGCUGUGCAUCGAGUCAUGGCCUUCUGAUUCCUACAGGAUCGCCUUCACGAUAGCCUUGCUGUUCAUGCAGUACAUCCUGCCGCUGGCGUGCCUGACCGCCAGUCACACCAGCGUCUGCAGGAGCAUAGGUGCUAGGCUGUCAAGCAAGGAAAACAAGUUUGAAGAAAAGGAGAUGAUAAACCUAACUCUUCAUCCCUCUAAGAGCACUGGCACGCAGGUUCAACCCUCCAGAUAUUCCCGGUGGAACUGUGCCUUUGGCAGAAGGCACCACAGAAGAUACAGUAGAAAGACUUCAAGUGUGAUGCCAGCUAUUUCAAGGCAUCAUCAGGAUACUCAUUCCAGAGAUGUCCCAGAAACCUCUGAAACAGAAAAAAGCCAGCUCUUUUCCUCCAGUAAAUUCAUCCCUGGGAUCCCUAUCUGUUUUGAAAUGAAACCAGAAGAAAAUACAGAGAUCCGGAACAUGAUUACAGUAUCCCAGUCCAUCAUCAGAAUUAAGACAAGAUCGAGGAGGGUUUUUUGCAGACUGACAGUGCUAAUACUAGUUUUUGGCUUCAGCUGGAUGCCUCUUCACCUUUUCCACAUUGUCACAGAUUUUAACGCCACACUCAUUUCCAACAGGCACUUUAAAUUAGUAUAUUGCAUAUGCCAUUUGUUGGGUAUGAUGUCCUGCUGCUUGAAUCCCAUUCUCUAUGGGUUUCUUAACAACAGCAUAAAAGCUGAUUUAAUGUCCCUUAUUCCGUGCUGCCAAAUACCAUGAUUUUAUGUGCCCCAAGAUAAAGUAAAACAAACAAGUAUGGCUUUCAAGCCUAGUGGUGUGUAUAGCUGUAAAAGCUAAAUUAGUUUAGUUUAGUUUAGUUAGUGUGACUUGGUUGUGAUUAGUAGCAUUUUUUUGUGGAUGGAUAGUUCUAUGGCUUCUUGUAUUUCUUGCAUUGGGCAGAAAUAUAUGCAUAUGUUAUCAUAUUCUUUUAUCUGUUACAUGUAGGAAAUCAUGCCCAGUGUACAAAACCAGAAUACCAUUUUCAUUACCCAAAUUGUUGGCAACCUGUACUUUCGAAUUAUACAGAAUAUGUAAUGAGUAAUAAAUGUGAGACAGACUACUUAGACAUAUCAGUAUUAACUGUCAGAAAACUAUAAUAAAAUACAUAUCAUUUACUAAAUAA